AUGAGAAGUACUGGCCAGCUUCUUGCGUACUCGGAUGAUGCUGGGUCAAUAGAGCUUUGGGACGUCCCGAGGAAUUACGAACGGAACAAACUCUCCAUUACAACCCAUAGCGUGGCGAACCAAUAUAGUCCCAAGGUUACAGCCAUGGCCUUUGAACCCAACAAUUGGAGACUUUGGUACGUUGUCUAUGGAGGUCCAGUUAUCCUCUGGGACAUUAGUACAAUCUCACCGUUGGACAGGAGCAUCUCGACGGGGAAUCUUGGAAUAAUAUUGAACUCUGGCAUCCCUUGCAACCUUGCCAUAUCCCCUAAUAACGACCUAAUUGUGAGGGUUAAGGAUGAUAUUCAAUUCUGGUCACUUCCUGGAUUCCAGGAUCUUCGUAAGCUGAGGAACGAAGGUACUUCGGCUAUUGCCAUUUCCCAGACAGAUUUUGCAAGGGUAGGAGCGAAAAAUGAAGUUUUCAUCUGCAAACUCAUAAACGAUCAGGUGCGGCAUACAUUAAGAGGUCAUACGGACGAUAUUCUGAGUAUGGAUUUUUCUCCCGAUGGUGGGUUGCUGGUAACAGGCUCCAGAGACAGGACUGUGAGAGUCUGGGAUAUCGCCACCGAAAAAGACAUUGCCGUAAUGUACGGUCGUAGUCGGGAAGUCAUCAGUGUACUAUACCUGCCUAUUGGAGGUAAGAAGCUCGUGGUAUCUGGUUCUGCAGAUGGCACAGUGCGAAUAUGGGACUAUGGAGUUGAGAAAGAAAUUGCCAGAAUUGAUAAUUUCUAUUCGGGGGACUGGGCUAUCAAGCGAAGAAUGUCCUUUUCCCAGCGAAACAAUCUCCUAGCAAUUGCCUCCAAAUUUCAAGGUAACAUAUCUGAUGGGCGGGUUGAAGUUUAG
This is a messenger RNA of Talaromyces marneffei, 882 nucleotides long. RefSeq lists its product as uncharacterized. The coding region runs from base 1 to 882 and encodes 293 amino acids. The transcript has a single exon. The record is from RefSeq and is a predicted model, not a curated record. Gene Ontology annotation, molecular function: protein binding. NCBI's taxonomy places the organism in Eukaryota, Fungi, Ascomycota, Eurotiomycetes, Eurotiales, Trichocomaceae.